Molecule: messenger RNA, 528 nt
Organism: Gamsiella multidivaricata
Lineage: Eukaryota; Fungi; Mortierellomycota; Mortierellomycetes; Mortierellales; Mortierellaceae
Product: adenine phosphoribosyltransferase
Exons: 2
Coding region: 1-528 (175 amino acids)
Biological process (GO): adenine salvage; AMP salvage
Cellular component (GO): cytoplasm
Molecular function (GO): adenine phosphoribosyltransferase activity; adenine binding; AMP binding
Source: RefSeq, a predicted model, not a curated record
AUGGAUCUCAAGCGCAUCAACUCUCUUAUCCGUGAGAUCCCUGACUUCCCCAAGCCAGGUAUCCUCUUCAAAGAUAUCUUCCCGCUAUUUCAGGACCCGAUUGCUGUCGAAAUGGUGAUCACUCACAUUGUGAACUACAUCAACACCUCCAUCGACAAGAAGAUCGAUGUCGUCGUCGGCCUCGAUGCCCGUGGAUUUCUCUUCGGCCCAUUGAUUGCCAUGCGCCUUGGUGCUGCCUUUGCCCCCGUCCGUAAGGCCGGAAAGCUCCCUGGCUCAACCAUCCAGGUUUCGUACGAAAAGGAGUAUGGAACUGAUAUCUUUGAGAUGCAGGCAGACUCGAUCAAGCCCGGUCAGAACGUGAUUGUCAUUGAUGACUUGAUCGCUACCGGUGGCAGUGCUGCCGGUGCUCAGGAACUGAUUAAGAAGUUGGAGGGCACAGUCCUCUCCUUUAUCUUCUUGAUUGAGCUUGAGUUUUUGAAGGGUAAGGAUGUCCUCAAGGCCCCCGUCUAUUCCAUGAUCAAGGCAUAG